AGUCACGUGACGAAGUCACGUGGCAUACAGGAAGUUGAGCGAUGUUUCCCAUUCUAGCGCUUGUCCGUACAUUGCGACGCGCAGCCGCAUAAUGACUCUCCUUUGUUUACACGAGACCCGAAAAAUAGAAAUUAUGAAAACGAUUACCCGCCUGGUGAAGUUACUGAGGUAAUAUCCAGCCUUUUGUUUCCCGUGUGACCGUCCAAACGUCCCCAUGGCAUCAUCGAGGUGCGCUCAGGAGCUUUCUUCAGAGAAGGACAGGCUCCUCUCAUCCAUGAGUCUCAGUUAUGGGUCUCAGGACCUUCUUGGGGUUACAUCAACGAGCUCUGAUCUCCACCAGCAACUGGAAGAGGAAGAGGAAGAAGCCCUGAGGAGGAAGCUCAAAUAUUUCUUCAUGAGCCCUUGUGACAAGUACCAUGCCAAGGGACGCAAACCAUUCAAGUUGGGCCUACAACUGCUCAAAAUCAUCAUUGUCACAGUGCAGUUGGUGCUGUUUGGGCUGAGCAACCAGAUGGUUGUGACCUUUAAAGAGGAAAACACGGCGGCAUUCAAACAUCUCUUCCUGAAAGAUUACCAGGACGACACUCCUCAGGCUGUUCACGUGCAGAAAGAGCUGCACAGCCACAUCGACUUUGCCGUCGAGCAGUAUCUAGCUCUGCCUCAGAUCUCACUGGGAAAAUAUGCCUACGUGCAAGGCGUGGGCUUCAACGGAAGUGCACUCUCACUCUGCCAGAGGCACUACAAGAGGGGCACCAUCGUCCCCGUCAAUGACACUUUUGACAUCGAUCCUCAUGUUGUCACCGACUGCAUCGGACUGGAUCCGCCGAGCUUCGGUUCCGCUCCUGGAAAGAGUGACUACAAAAACUUCACUCUCAAUUUUUACAAGCUGAUCAAUGUAACGAUUGACUUCCAGCUGAAGGCCAUCAACAUUCAGACCAUCAUCAAUAAUGAGAUACCAAACUGCUACACCUUUGCUAUCACGAUUCUCAUGGAUAACCGAGCUCACAGCGGCAAAAUGAAGAUCAGUUUACAGAACCGGGCCUCCAUAAAGGAAUGUAAGGACCCCAACGUUUCCGGACAUGCGGAGAACUACGCCCGAGAGUUCUUUGACGUGUUGGUUGCCCUGGUUUGUCUGCUUUCUCUGCUUCUGUGUGGCCGCUCCAUCCUCAGAGGUGUCCUUCUGCAACACGAAUACGCCCAGUUUUUCCAGACCAGACUUGGCCGCGGCGUAAGCUGGGGAGACCGACUGGAGUUUGUCAACGGCUGGUAUAUUCUGCUCAUUGUCAGCGACAUGUUUACCAUCAUCGGCAGCUUCAUCAAAAUUGGAAUUGAAUCCAAGAAUUUGUCAUCGUACGAUUCGUGCGCAAUCCUGCUGGGAACGUCCACGCUGUUGGUGUGGGUGGGAGUCAUUCGUUAUCUCAGCUUCUUUCAGAAAUACAACGUAAGGACACGUUCACACCCCCAAAACGUCACUCGCCACGCGUUUUGCCGUAUCUCUCCACCUGAAGGAAUAGGAAUCCUUUCCUCCCUUUUCUGUUUUUCACCCCAGAUCUUGAUUGUGACGCUCAGAGCCGCCUUCCCUAAUGUCAUCCGCUUCUGUUGCUGUGCGGCGGCCAUAUAUUUGGGAUACUGCUUCUGCGGGUGGAUUGUCCUGGGGCCGUAUCAUACCAAGUUUCGCUCCUUGCCCAUGGUAUCGGAGUGCCUCUUUUCUCUGAUCAACGGAGACGACAUGUUUGUGACCUUCGCUGAGAUGGAGCAGACCGGCACGCUGGUGUGGAUCUUCAGCCAGGUCUACCUUUACACCUUCAUCUCCCUCUUCAUCUACAUGGUGUUGUCGCUCUUCAUCGCGCUCAUCACCGGAGCCUACGACACCAUUAUGGCCCAAACGCAGGAACAGGUACGGGUCAGCGAUCUUCACACGUUCAUCGCCGAGUGCACAGACACGCCCAGCUCUGGCAAGUUCCGCGGUCCCGAGGGGUCGUCGUGCUCCUUUUUCUGCUGCUGCGAUUGAAUUCUGAGCAGGGAGGAUGAUGAUGAUGAUGAUGAUGAUGAUGAUGAUGACGCCUGUGCAGAGAAGCGACUGACCUUGAACCACGCUGUCCUCUGUCCCGCUGAUGUUCAGAUGUCGCACUCCAUAUCCCGCUGUUACAGUAGCACUUUCAAACACAGAAACUCGGGCCGAUUUGGCUUUUGUUCUGCGGGAAUAAUUCCUCGCCAGCUAGCUUUUCGUCACCGAUGAACUAAAGCUGUUAUUUUAUCUUUCCUUUUACACUCGUUUUAAGAUUUUGUUUUCGGUGUCUUCUAAAUCUUAUUAUAUGUACACGCACGUAGAAUAUACUGUCCAUCGUGUACUGUAUGUUAAAUGCCUUCUGUAACAUUUACAGUCAAGGCUGUUGCUUCAUGUUCUCUUCCACCGCCCCCCACCCCCCCUCUUUGUUCUUGUUCUCCCUUGGCUGAAAAUUUUUGAUGGCUGCACGCGCAAGGACGAGCCCUGCAGCCAGCCGCUGAUUCAUCAAUAUGUAUGAACUGUAAAAAGACUGCACACCAGUGCACAGAGCCUUUCUGACUAUUUGCUUCCAAAGUGCUGUGUGCAGGUGGUGAAUCCCCUGCAGGAAAAGACAACUGUCAGAUUCCCCCCCCCCCCCCCCCACCCCUUCCAAUGGACAUUUUGCUAAGCCUAACAUUUUAGACUAGGUUCAUGUGAUUUUUAUUUUUUUAAAA
This is a messenger RNA of Hippocampus zosterae (dwarf seahorse), 2721 nucleotides long. Its product is annotated as mucolipin-1-like. The coding region runs from base 215 to 2011 and encodes 598 amino acids. Gene Ontology annotation, molecular function: NAADP-sensitive calcium-release channel activity. Lineage: Eukaryota; Metazoa; Chordata; Actinopteri; Syngnathiformes; Syngnathidae. The record is from RefSeq and is a predicted model, not a curated record. The transcript has 13 exons. Gene Ontology annotation, cellular component: lysosomal membrane; plasma membrane.